Molecule: messenger RNA, 3198 nt
Organism: Sardina pilchardus (European sardine)
Lineage: Eukaryota; Metazoa; Chordata; Actinopteri; Clupeiformes; Clupeidae
Product: tetraspanin-1-like
Exons: 8
Coding region: 125-853 (242 amino acids)
Cellular component (GO): plasma membrane
Source: RefSeq, a predicted model, not a curated record
AGACAGUUGUUAGUCUCACCUGGACAUAGACACACACACACACUUCUAUAGACAGGGACUCCAGCGGCCCAAAAACGGACAGCCAGCUCCUCAUUUGUACAGUUUGUAGACCAAAGUAGCCAAGAUGUGUUGUUCGGGUUUACUGAAGAUCCUCAUGUUCAUUGUGAAUGGCGCCAUCUUUCUGGUGGGCGCCGGACUGCUGGGCAUGGGCGUCUGGGUCACGCUGGACUCGGACUCCAUGUUGGGCUUCCUGGACCACAUCGAGGACGCGCCGGCGGAGCUGAAGCAGCUGGCCAACGUGGGGUACCUGCUCAUCGGCCUCGGGAUCGGCCUCGCGUUCAUCGGCUUCCUGGGGUGCUGCGGCGCCAUGAAGGAGAGCCGCUGCAUGCUGCUCACCUUCUUCAUCAUCGUCCUCAUCAUCUUCCUCGCUGAAGUGGCCGGAGCUGUGGUGCUCUUCGUGUUCCAGCCGCUGGUGGAGGAACUUCUUCGGGAUAUUGAAGUGAAGGUGGCUGACAGCAUUGAGAAAACCUACGGGGAGGACGAAGCCCUCACAACCUUCUGGAACACCACCAUGGUUGAGUUGAAGUGCUGUGGGUACAGCAACUACACAGACUUCACAGGGUCUCCAUACUUCAACACAUUCGGCCUUUAUCCACCAGAGUGCUGUAACACGACUGCAGCGUGUUCAUCUGUUGAUGCCCAUUCAGCUGACAUACCUGGCUGCUUUGAAGCACUUGUGACCCUCAUCGAGGAUAACGCAGGACUCGUGGGAGGUGUGGCUCUGGGGAUCUGUGCAGUGGAGGUCUUGGCCAUGAUUUUCGCCAUCGUUUUGUACAAGAAAGCAGGCAAAUAGCAUCGCUGGCCAAGUCAAGACCCGCCAGCAUCAGCCAAUCGGAAUCAUCUGCGUUUGGCUGGACAGCCAAUCUUUUUGUUUGUUUGUUUGUUUUUUAAAGUGAACUCUGAGCACACAGGAGACACCCAAUCACAUUAUACCCACACUGUCUGUCACCAUAGAGAAUGGCUAAUAAUAGAACGUCUGAGGUGCGUUCAAAUUUGCAAACAUGGGCGAACGCUUGCAAACAGUUUUCCGUUAGCCUUGAGUUUUCGAACAAUCGCAAACAGUCUGAGGUUGUUCUCCGCAAACAUACUCUGGAACUGCAGGCAACAAUGCAAUUACCAUUAGAAUGGAAUGCACCAUAUCGUUCAAAUUUAACAUAUCAAAGAAAACAUAAUGUUCACCAGGAACGUUCGCCAAAUUUGAACGCACCUCUGGGUCAUGGGGAUGUUAAUCCUUCAGCAGGGGAGUUUUGAACAUUCUAACAAACGAUUUUGUUCCGCAAGAAUGCACGGUUCUAAAAUUCCAUGUUGAAUUCAAUGAACCCAGACGAACGUUCAUUUAUUCCAACACUCCGGCUGAAGUAAACUCCCAGUAGGCUAAUCCUCCCAAUAAAAGAUCACUGCGCCUUCAAUGUCUUAGCAAAAACACAUUUUUCUAUUAGGAGGUUUACCACCUACUAUGGCUUAAUUUAACCAGGUCUGUCACUAAGCCACAUACCUAGGAACUCCCGAUCACCAUGUCUGUAAUCUGUGACCUAGCAGUAAGCCACCUGCAUGUCUCCUCUGCCCUAAUGGCAAAAGCACACAUCCUCAUUUCAACACUUGAUCUUGUGGUACAUUAUUUUAUCUUUGUUAACACAUUUUGUAUGUUUGUAAAUCAGAUCGAUUUAGUAAUAAUGAUCUCUGUAGUCGUGUCCAAAGAGGCCCUGCUAUACUGGAUAUGGGGUAACGGGUUCAAAUGGAACGCUCUGCUUAUCACAGCACAGAGCUGUAUGAUGUUUGGACCUGCAUCACUGUGAUGGCUUCACUCUCCAAUACAGCCAAUUAAAGUCAUAGGGCUCUUCUAUUUGGAGGCUUCACUUACUCUGAGGUAACUUGACCAGAUUUAGCACAACAGCAACCAAACAGAUGACAUAACUGGUAUACCCUGGUAUAUAUCAGAACAGAGCCAAACCAGGGCCACAUCAGAGCCAGAUAAGAGCCACAUUAGGGCCAGAUUAGAGCCAGAACAGACCCACAUCACCAGAUUAGAGCUAAACCUGAGCCACAUCAGAUCUAAAUCAGAGACCAGAGCCACAUCAGGGCCAGAUCAGAGCCACAUCAGAUCUAGAUUAGAGCUAAACCAGAGCCACAUCAGGGCUAUAUGAAAGCCACAUCAGGGCCAGAUUAGAGCCACAUCAGGGCCAGAUCAGAGCCACAUCAGAUCUAGAUUAGAGCCACAUCAGAUCUAGAUCAGAACUACAUCAGAAGAUCAGGGCCACAUCAUGGUCAGAUCAGGGCCACAUCAGGGCCUGUGUUAGUCAGUACUGACCACACACUCCUCUUCAUCAUAUCUCAAUGGAACGGCACACUGUGAAACACCUGACACUGCACCAUGGACUCGUGGAGUCCCGCUGGAAUGAAGAAUAUUCCUUUUUCAGGUGGCGGUAAUUUAAAUUAUUUUCCAUCCAUGUGUGAAAUAUAUAAAUUGUCUUGAAAAAAAAAAAGAAAAAACACAGUGCCUUUGUGGUCUUUUGAGUCUGUCUGAACCUAUACUUUUGCUCAUCACAGCACAGAACUGUAUGAUGUUUGGACUUGCAUCACUGUAUGGCUUCACUCUCCAAUACAGCCAAUUAAAGUCAUAGGUAUCUUAUUUGGAGGCUUAGCACUUACUCUGAGUUAACUUGACCAGAUUUAGCACAACAGCAACAAAACAGAAAACGGUUAUACCCUGAUCAUCUGACAUCCCACAUAAGGGCCAGAGAACCGAAGAGAGCCAGAACAGAGCCAGAUCACCAGAUUAGAGGUAAACCUGAGCCACAUCAGAUCUAGACCAGAACCAUAUUAGAGCCACAUCAGAUCUAGCUUAGCGCCAAACCUGAGCCACGUCAUGGUCAGAUCAGAGCCACGUCAGGGCCAGAUUAGAGCCACAUCAGUGCCAGAUUAGAGCCACAUCAGAUCUAGAUUAGAACCAGACCAGAGCCACAUCAAGGCCAGAUUAGAGCCAAACCUGAGCCACAUCAGGGCCAUAUUAAAUCCACAUCAGGGCCAGAUCAGAACCACAUCAGGGCCAGUGUUAGUCAGACCACACACUCCUCUUCAUCAUGUCUCAAUGGAACAGCACACUGUGAAACACCUGCACUGCACCACAGACUCGUGGAG